AUGCAACUGAAAACUGACCUAGAUAAAUGGCAUACCACCAUGUUCCAACGCAUUCAAGACAUGUAUUUGAAUACUUUAAUUGAACUGGACACCUCCUACGAGCGAUUGGAUACAUUUCGUCAGACACUUUACGUUCUCCUCGAUGAUGAACGCUUGACAGUUCCAAUGACUUCGACAGAUAUAGAUAACUAUUCCAGUCGAUUAACAUGGCUGGAAAAUGAAAUUGAUUCGAUAUUAAACCUUUUUUUUCAUAUUAAUUGCACGGCGGUCAAACUAAAUCAUCGGCCAUAUCUGAUUCAUUCGAAUACAUCGUCAGCGACUCCAUGUCGAGUGUUAAUCAAACGUGAACAUACGAAUCUCCUCCCAGAUUCAAUGAAUAAUACACUUUAUACGCUAUUGACUCAUGUGUUAUCUCCGGAAGCGAUCUUGAUAACAAAUAAUGUGCAACAAUUAACGUCUAUCAUUGAAGAAAUUCUUUGUCAAACGAAUGAAUUACGUGUUUUAAUUCACGAAUGUUAUGCACCGUUUAUCAUUGGACAGUUAGGUAGUCGCGCGAAGAUGUUAAAAGAGAAAUACGGUUUGACAAAUGUGAAAGUUUAUCCGGCCUGCGCCCCAUUGUCAACCGAACGGAUACUUCUCUUAAGUGGAUCAAAAUGCGAACACAUUAUCGAGUGUUUAACAGAAAUCUAUUUGAACAUAUGUCAAAGCUCAUCAGCGGAUCAAAAUCAGCAAACGACAUUUCUUUAUUCACCGGAAUUUUACGACAUUUCCCUAGCAGAUGAUUACGGAGGUUUCAUUGAUCGACAAAAUUCAAGUGCAAAUCAACGUUCAAUGACCACUACCAGCAAUACUACGAUCGGACCAGACGACGAUGACUUAAGCUUAUACGAAGAUGAAGAUGUGGAAGAUUUUGAUAAUGAUGGCACUACGCAUUCCUCCGAUAGUGCGGAGGCAUUACGCGAACGACACUGGACACUAUCCGACGCUCAAGCUGGUGCGUUAUUCGGACCGAAUUCUUCUCGUUUACAUCAAAUUCGUAGUGAAUCCAAUGCUUGGAUUGUGAUUUAUGAAGCUGAAGGAAAAAGUACUCGAAGACCAAUGUCCAUUCGAGGCACGAAAGCCGAAAUUGAACAUGCAACAAAGCUAAUUCUAGAAACGAUUAAACUAAUCAAGACGAACAAAUGUCUCUUCGCUGAUUGA
This is a messenger RNA of Adineta ricciae, 1200 nucleotides long. Lineage: Eukaryota; Metazoa; Rotifera; Eurotatoria; Adinetida; Adinetidae. The record is from the annotation of a GenBank genome assembly.